Canariomyces notabilis is the source of this 1607-nucleotide messenger RNA. Its product is annotated as SWD1-like protein. Gene Ontology annotation, cellular component: Set1C/COMPASS complex. The coding region runs from base 89 to 1504 and encodes 471 amino acids. The record is from RefSeq and is a predicted model, not a curated record. Gene Ontology annotation, molecular function: protein binding. NCBI's taxonomy places the organism in Eukaryota, Fungi, Ascomycota, Sordariomycetes, Sordariales, Chaetomiaceae. The transcript has 2 exons.
CUCAGCUGGGUAAGGUGAACCUCUACUAUGUAUGUAGGGAGGUAAGCUUGAACUACACAAAGAUAGAGAUGCUGAUUCCAAUGCAGAAAUGAACCUUCUACUCUCUGACGACUAUCUCCUUCAAGACUACCCCGAACACAUCACGAAUACGAUUCGGUCCGGGCACUCAACAUGCGUGCGCUUCAACCGCAAGGGCGAUUUCCUCGCAUCCGGGAGAGUUGACGGAACUGUCGUCAUCUGGGACCUGGAGACCAUGGGAGUGGCGCGCAAGCUAAGGGGCCAUUCAAAGAACAUCACCUCACUCAGUUGGUCUCGGUGCGGCCGGUAUUUGCUCUCGGCAUGCCAGGGGUGGAAGGUGAUCCUAUGGGAUCUCCAGGACGGGAAAAGAUACCGUGAGGUGCGCUUUCGUGCUCCAGUCUACGGUGCCGAGCUACAUCCGUGGAAUCACCACCAGUUUGCUGCGGCACUAUUUGAAGACCAGCCGAUGCUCGUCGACAUCACGGACUCGGCCGAUGUUCGAUACGUCCUACCCUCAGUGCCGAAACGAUCAAACCCGGAGACCGACGCUGCCCUAAAAGAGAAGCAAGCGAAGGAGGAUGCAAAGCACAUGACAACAGCAAUAGUCUAUACCGCGACAGGCGACCACCUGCUCGCUGGGACAAGCAAGGGCCGCCUCAAUAUCAUCGAUGCAAAGACACGCGAGGUUAUCUACUCGGAGAAGAUUGCCAGCGGUAUCAUCACCACGCUACGCCUUACAGAAUCCGGCAAGGACCUUCUUGUGAACGCCCAAGACCGCAUCAUACGGACGUUCCAUGUACCCAACUUGUCCGCAGCAGACCUCGAUCCAGACACGAUUCAGAUACCCCUCGAGCACAAGUUUCAAGACGUGGUGAACAGGUUAUCGUGGAACCACGUGGCUUUUAGCGCAACAGGCGAGUAUGUGGCGGCAUCAACCUAUAACAAUCACGAGCUUUACAUCUGGGAGCGUGGGCAUGGGAGUUUGGUGCGCAUGUUGGAGGGGCCCAAGGAGGAGCAAGGUGUCAUAGAAUGGCACCCGCACAGAGCGCUGCUAGCGGCAUGUGGUCUCGAGACGGGCAGAAUCAACAUUUGGUCCGUCACAAGCCCUCAGAGGUGGUCGGCACUUGCUCCCGAUUUCGUCGAGGUGGAGGAGAACGUCGAAUACAUCGAGAGAGAAGACGAAUUCGACAUCCAUCCGCAGGAGGAAAUCCAAAAACGGCGGUUAGACCAGGAAGACGAGGACGUCGAUGUUCUGACCGUGGCGAAUGGGGGGGGCUUAGGGGAGGAUGAGGAUGCAUUCCGGAUGCCGAUACUCUUCAAUUUGGGAGAGUCAGAUAGCGAGGAAGAAUUUGUGAACGUCUCGCUUGGGACGCUGCGUAGAAAGAGUCCUGGGGACGAGGAUGGUGGGGAUGAUGCGACAGGAGAAGACAGAGGGCCAGGAAAGAAGACAGGCGGUCCAGGACGAGGACGGGGGAGGAAGAAAUAGUCUAUCUGAGCAAUGAAGGACUCGCUUGAUUCUCUGCACCUUGUAUGGCUGUUUCGAGACGUCGGGUUGUAUAUUCAGUUACAAAUGACAGAUUUUGGCCCGC